GCUUUGUUUAACUACCUAUAUGGGCAUCAUAAGAUGACCAUCUACCUCAGUGUAGUUAUAGAAUGAGCAUUAGUAGCAUGUUAAAAUCUUAAGUUAUUAACAUUUUGAAACCCUUGUUAUACUGCAGUCCAUAAAUCUUUGCUUGCAGUAUUUUUUAACUCUAAAAAUUAGAAAUCAGGUAUAUUUACCUUUUAUUUUCUUUGAAACAUUUUUAAGUUUAUUCCUAAUUUUGACUCCCUAAGAUCUACUUAAUUUAUUGUUAAGUUUUAUUUUUAAAGUCCUUGAAGGUAAAUGGUUCACUCCAUAUACACCUAACACAGAAACCUUCAAAUAAAUGCAUGAUGAUGUUUUUCUUUUAAAUAAAUGACUAGGUUACUUUUAUUUCUUCAGUACUAACUUCCUAUUGGUAACUUGGGGCAAAAAAAAAAGAAAUCCCUCUUUGUAUUCCAGUAUACCAAGGGUUACAAUGGAUUUUUUUUUUCUUUUUCUUUUUCUUUUUUUUUUCUUUUUUUUUGGUGGAAAUUGAAGAUUUCCUGUAGCUUAGGUGCCAGAUGGGCACUGGGUGUUUUGUAUUUAUGCCAGAUUUUCUUGUUCAUUCUUGUUAUAUUUUCUAGAAUAUCUCUAAAUAAUAAAUUCUUCUCUCUGUUAUUUGUGUGUGUGAUUUUUGUAGUGGAGAAGGCAAAUGCAAAACCCUUCCAGAUGACUGAAAAACAGUGGGUCCUCUGCAGCUACAGGGGAUUCUAGACAUUAACUAAAGGCCAGCAAGCACUCAAGCCCCCCAAGUGUUUUCCUGGUGUAACCAUAUGUUAACUACAUUUUCUCUCUUUUUACAUUUUAGGCUGUUAAAGUAAUUUGACAGAAAAAAAUGCAGGUUUUUUGGACCUAUAAAUGCCACUGUGACGAGACAGCACUAUUAUGCCAUUUUGUAAAAUUUUCUAAGGCAUAUUUUAUAAUUAGUUUGUUCCCAGUGUACUGCUACUUGAUUUGCUUUUUGGUAACUAUAAAUUUUUAUCAAAGAAAUCAUUGACAUGAUAAGAAACUUACUGGAUUUUAAGUUUAAAAAUUAAUAUACUGACCAGAAUUUACCUGCCUUACCCUUGUUUUAGUAAACUGGUCAGUGGAAACAGUCUUGUUAAUUGUUGAAUUUAGAUGCGAUCUUUGAAUACAAAUGUUUAGAUUUGCACCAUACCUUGUAAGAGUUGUGGAAUGUCUAAACUCAAAAAAAUUACCUUUGGUUUUCAAAAGUAUAUUCGAGGUGGGUUAAGGCAUGCUAUAUCAUAACAGUACAACUAUUUCCAUAAUAAAGUGUUUGAGCCCAAUUUCAUAGAUUUAUAGAUAUUUUGAUUUUUGAGUUAGUAUGUUUGGGUUCAGCAAUUUCUUUUAUGUUAGUCUGCCUGCUGUGUGAUAAGACUUGACCACCAAAAAAAAAAUUUACAGAAUUCAGAUUCAAGAUGAGAAAAAUAUACAGGUGAUAGGUCUUAUAACAAAGGUCAUAUAAUGUAAUUUACAAAAUGUUAUAGUUAAUCUUUAAUUUUAAUCAAUUCUUUACUGGCUAAGUAUUAUAGUUCUCAAGCCUGGGACAUAGUACAGUAUAUCAUAACUGGUUUUUAUAAGCAAUAUUAGACCACAGUCGUUUUUUGUAGAUUAGUCUUGAAAGUGAAGUUUGGGGGAUUAUAUGUAGAAUUGAUAGAAAUAUUUAGCUUAGAAAUUUAUAUUUGUUGUAUUUAUUUGUAGUAUGAUAUGCUGUAUUAAUGUUACCUCCUCAAGUAAAUUGAUGUAUUCACUCCCUUUGUCACCAUUCACUCCAGUUUUAGCUCUUACACUUGGGUGUUGGUUGCUCAGUGUUUUAGAACAAUAGACACAAAGUAUACGGUAAGGUAUAGUCUUAAUUGGUAAGAAUGAGAUAGCUAGAUUUUGAAGGGACUCUUAAUAGUAAUGGAUUUGGGGGGUAUCUAGGUUCCUUGGUUAAUGUUUGUUUCUUUUGUCUGUUUCUUUUUUCUUUCAUUUCUACACAUUCAUGCAGUAUUUCAUGGUUCUAUCAAAGCAGCAGUAAAAAAAAUACUCUUGACGCAUGAAAAUUAACUGUUCUUUUCCCUGGUUCAGCCUGAACUAUAUACCAGGCCCUGCUGAAAAUACCACCCAACAGUUUUCUUCUGCAGCUUAUCCAGUUUCUCUUAAGUGCCCUGUACAUAUUGUAUGUUUUAUGAUGAGAUGCAGUUUCUUAAUAUGUAUUACAGAAAUACUACUGGUAUUUGCAAAUAUGUAGUUUAAUUGUAUUAUUGAACUCUCAUUUCGGGGGCUUGGGCACAUUAACAGAUUAAUCCAUCUGUAUAGGGCUUUUGCUGUUGGAUAGAAUUUAAAUUGUCUACAUAAAUUGUCUUAGGACCCUUAGAUUUUAUCUGAAUACACAGAUUAGGCUUUAAAAACAGACAUAUAUGUCAUUUUUGGCUUACGGAGUUUGGCUAAGUUAGCUUUUGAACUGACACUGUAUAGCAGCAUUUUUUGGUAUGGGUUAGCAUGGCACAUGUGGGGACAUAAAGCAUUUUACAGGUAAGGAAUGUGCCAUGUUAUUUUACCUGUUCUCUCUUUCUCACUCACUUCCCCCCACACACACACACACAUCCAGUGUGUAUUCAGAGACCUUCAGAAACAUUCGUAUUCAUGAAUCAGCAAAAGCCCUACGCUUGAUUCCAACAGAAUAUUUCCUUUACAUUUCUUUUCUUAAAUUUUACAAAAUUUGUAUGGUAGGUGUAAAGAAAAUCAUAGUAACUGUACCAUAUUAUUAACCCCUAAAUCAAACUUUUUUUGUCUUGUGUAUCUUGAUUUUUCUGUGUGCUUUAUAGUGAAGCAGCCGACACGAGUCGUUGUUCAUAAAACAGCUUUUGAAAGUUGAGAGCACACCCCUGGAGAACCGACUGUGCUUGCUUACGUUUGGUUCAUGACUUAAAAAUCGAGUACAGGUGAUGAAAUCUUGGCAGUGUUAACAAACAAGUAGUGUGUAUUGUGCUAUUUUUUUUUAUUCUAGAAACUUAACCAUAUGUAGAGAAAAAGGAAACAAAUUUUCACACAUUGAAGUUUUCAUUCUGACAUAAAAUUAAUAAUAAAUAAUCAUAGAGAUCAAGCUUUAUAUUUUAGCGAACAUAAAGUACUUUCAGCAAACUCAGGUGGUGUAUCAGGGAGACAUUUUCUGGGUGUUUUUGUGUGUUUUCUGUCUUACAAGAGAGUGUGUUCUCAUGCAUGGAUGUUUCUCUGCAGGAGUUAUUCCUGAUGAGACUAAGGCUUUGUCUCUGUUGGCACCAGCUAAUGCAGUGGCAGGUCUUCUGCCUGGUGGUGGACUCCUGCCUACACCUAACCCACUUACACAGAUUGGCGCUGUUCCAUUGGCUGCUUUAGGAGCUCCUACUCUUGAUCCUGCCCUUGCUGCACUUGGGCUUCCUGGAGCAAACUUGAACUCCCAGUCUCUUGCUGCAGAUCAGUUGCUGAAGCUUAUGAGUACUGUUGAUCCCAAGUUGAAUCAUGUAGCUGCUGGUCUUGUUUCACCAAGUCUGAAAUCAGAUACCUCUAGUAAAGAAAUAGAGGAAGCCAUGAAAAGAGUACGAGAAGCCCAGUCCCUGAUAUCUGCUGCUAUAGAGCCAGAUAAAAAAGAAGAAAAAAGAAGGCAUUCAAGAUCAAGAUCACGUUCUCGGAGGAGGCGAACUCCCUCAUCUUCUAGACACAGGCGAUCAAGAAGCAGGUCCAGGAGGCGAUCACAUUCUAAAUCAAGGAGUAGGCGACGAUCCAAAAGUCCAAGACGGAGAAGAUCUCAUUCCAGAGAGAGAGGUAGACGGUCAAGGAGCACAUCAAAAACCAGAGAUAAAAAGAAGGAAGACAAAGAAAAGAAACGUUCCAAAACACCACCAAAAAGUUACAGCACAGCCAGACGUUCUAGAAGUGCAAGCAGUUUGCACAUUUCUGAUUUUAGAGAGAGACGAAGAAGAAGAAGCCGAAGUGGAACAAGAUCUCCUAAAAAGCCUAGGUCUCCUAAAAGAAAAUUGUCUCGCUCACCAUCCCCUAGAAGACAUAAAAAGGAGAAGAAGAAAGAUAAAGACAAAGAAAGAAGCAGAGAUGAAAGGGAACGAUCAACAAGCAAAAAGAAGAAAAGUAAAGAUAAGGAAAAAGAUCGGGAAAAAAAAUCAGAGAGUGAUAAAGAUGUAAAACAGGUUACACGGGAUUAUGAUGAAGAAGAACAGGGCUAUGACAGUGAAAAGGAGAAGAAAGAAGAGAAGAAAUCAGCAGAAGCUGGUUCCCCUAAAGCCAAGGAAUGUUCAGUUGACAAGGGAACUGGUGAUUCAAUAAGAGAAUCCAAAGUGAAUGGGGAUGAUCAUCAUGAAGAAGACAUGGAUAUGAGUGACUGAAUAUUGCCUCUGUGGGAAUCCAGCUGUACACAUGCAUCAGUGUCAUUCCUUUGUGUGAUUUUUAAUGCUGUAAUUGUUCAUCUCAAACUUAGAUGUAUACAGCUCAAAAUUACAAAUGGUUAUAAAGUUUCUGAUACUGAUACUGAUAGUUAUUACAUCAAAAAGCUUUCAGAAAAUGGUAACCAACUUUGUCAUGGUGAAUCUGACUGAGUAACGAAGCAGUUUUACGAAAAGCUGCAUGCAUCUACAGCAGGCAUGGAUUGUUUAUGUUGUAUAAUCCCUUUUAUUAAGUAAGUUCACUUAUAGUAAUUCUAGAAUUUGAGUCAUUGCUGUAAUAGAGCCAUGUAGGGAAUGCACUGAUUGCAUGUUACUGUGGCAAGAAUAUCCUAAAUGUCAUUAAAAAUCCUCCAACAUGAUGGAUCUACUUAUGGUCUUGUUGACAUGACAAAUUAACAUUCUUAGAGCUACAUCUGGAAACAAAUUUGAAGUAGAUAAUCCUUUAAGCCUUAUGGCUAAAUUUUGUGGCUUUGUUUAACUUAGAAAGGUUAUAUAUGCACUAACCUUUUUUAUGGCUAAUUAGUCUUUAAUUACACAAACAAGAUUUCAGAUGAAACUUCUCGGUGAGUAAAUAGCAAAAUAUUUUGAAGUAGAAUUAUAUACUUUUCCAUAGGUAUUUAGGAUUUUUUUUUCCCUGCAGUAAUUUAUUUCAUAUUUGCAUCCAUGAAAGCUAUCAACUUAUCCUGCUGCAUCUGUUUAAAAAAGAAAAAAAAGUUUUCUUGUCCUGAUUUCAGUUUUCCACUUUGGUUUGUUUUAAGCUCACUCUUGAGGGAGAAAAAAAAAAAGGAUAGUGCAUUUUUAAAUGACUUUCACAAGCAUUUUAAGACAAAUUACUUGAUGAUGUACUUUUAUUUGAUCUCAAGUUGUAUAAAAACCAAUUUGUGUUACUCUUACUGCAUAGUAAUCUUAUGCACAGUGAUUCCAUGUUAUAUGCGUAGUUAGGUAACUGUUUUCUUAGUUACAGGAUUUCAAGCUUCACUUUUGUGCAGUUAAAACAAAAGUAGGCUACAGUCUGUGCCAUGUUGAUGUACAGUUUCUGGAAUUGUUUUACAUGACUUUGAUAAUAAAACCCUUAAACUUA
Messenger RNA from Dipodomys spectabilis (banner-tailed kangaroo rat), 5532 nucleotides. It is a transcript of the gene Srsf11, whose product is annotated as serine and arginine rich splicing factor 11. The record is from RefSeq and is a predicted model, not a curated record. Gene Ontology annotation, cellular component: nucleoplasm. Bases 3234 to 4394 code for a protein of 386 amino acids. Gene Ontology annotation, molecular function: RNA binding. Gene Ontology annotation, biological process: RNA splicing. The transcript has 11 exons. Lineage: Eukaryota; Metazoa; Chordata; Mammalia; Rodentia; Heteromyidae.